Molecule: messenger RNA, 2625 nt
Organism: Platichthys flesus (European flounder)
Lineage: Eukaryota; Metazoa; Chordata; Actinopteri; Pleuronectiformes; Pleuronectidae
Product: zinc finger and SCAN domain-containing protein 21-like
Exons: 3
Coding region: 417-1976 (519 amino acids)
Biological process (GO): regulation of DNA-templated transcription
Molecular function (GO): RNA polymerase II cis-regulatory region sequence-specific DNA binding; DNA-binding transcription factor activity, RNA polymerase II-specific
Source: RefSeq, a predicted model, not a curated record
GGAAACAGAAAUGGAAACCAUCAACCAGUGCAAAAGAUGCCUCGUGUAACUGAGAACAUACGAAAAAUAUAAAUAUUUACAAUAUUGAUGAGAGAAAACAGUUUGUCACAAAACAAUAAGGCAGCUCUUCCAGAAGAGGGCGGUGCUGCGUUCGCGGACACUAGUUCCUCCUUCUAUACAGCUCUUGUAAUGUAAAUAUUAUAAAUAUUACUUUAAUGUAGUAGAGUAAUACUCUCUACAUUUACUACAUUAAAGUAAUAUUUAUAAUAUUUACUUUAUAAUAUUAUAAUAUAGUAUUUCUACUGUGCAGUAUUAGUACUUUCGUUUCCUCUUCGUCCUCCAGUCCAACAGGGGUCGCUGCUGGCUAGGAGUCUCUGGUUUCCUGCCGCUGGCUCUCUCUGAUCGUAAAUGACUCGAUGUGCUCAGAGAGGAGAAACAUGUCCGCAGUGCAGCUGCUGCGGGUAUCGGUACAUGCGCGGAUCAGCGCUGCCGCUGAAGACUUUCUGCUGCAGGUGGAGAAAGGAGGAGGAAAGACUCAAGUCCCGGCGCUGAGAGAGAUUCUCACCGAGCGGCUAAGGGCGGCGGCUGAGGAGAUCCUCGCGGGGCUUGAGGAAACCUUGGCAGAGUACGAGGACCGAGUGGAGCAGUCCGAGCGGGAGAUCUGCCGACAGAGGAGGCUGCUCGAUGCCGUGAUGCAGCCCGUAGUCCGGCUGCACAGAGCAGUGUGUCCUGCAGACGUCCAGCAAAUGAUUGUGAUUAAAGAAGAGGUUCCCCCCAAGCAGCAGCAGUGGAGCCCCCUUGUGGACAAGGAGGACGAAGAGCCCCCCCACAUUAAAGAGGAACAGGAGGAACCGUGGACCAAUCAGGAUGGACAGCAGCUUCAAGGGCUGGAGGAGGCUGAUAUCAAGGUCACAUGGACUCCUGUUACUGUGAAGAGUGAAGAAGAUGAAGAAAAAAUUAAAUCGUCAAAGCUUCAUCCGAGUGAGACGAAGGACAACAGAGCGGACUGUGGAGGACCAGAACCAGCCAGGAACUCAGGUCCUGAUGGACGUUUACAACGAGUGUGUCCUGCAGACGUCCAGGAACCUAUGGUGAAUAAAGAAGAGGUUCCCCCCAAGCAGCAGCAGUGGAGCCCCCUUGUGGCCAAGGAGGACCUAGAGCCCCCCCACAUUAAGGAGGAACAGGAGGAACCGUGGACCAAUCAGGAUGGACAGCAGCUUCAAGGGCUGGAGGAGGCUGAUAUCAAGUUCACAUUGACUCCUGUCACUGUGAACAGUGAAGAAGAUGAAAAAAAACUUAGAUUGUCAAACCUUCAUCCGAGUGAGACGAAAGAGAACAGACCGGACUGUGGAGGACCAGAACCAGCCAGGAACUCAGGUCCUGAUGGAUGUUUACAACAAGGUACUGAGGACAAGACUGAAGACUCUUCUGAGACUGAAGACAGUGAGGAUGAUUGGAUGGAGACCCGGGAACCUCAGACUGGUUUAAAUACAAGAAAUAAGAAACAGCCUCUAAGUGAUAUGGGAAGAAAGACAGAAGAAGUAUCAUUUAGUUGCUCUGAGUGUGGUAAAAGAUUUAACUACAGGGGCCAUCUAAAUAGACAUAUGAGGAUUCAUACAGGAGAGACACCGUUUAGUUGCUCUGAGUGUGGUAAAAGAUUUAACUACAGGGGCCAUCUAAAUAGACAUAUGAGGAGUCAUACAGGUGAGAAACCGUUUAGUUGCCCUGUGUGUAGUAAAAGAUGUAUCCAUAGGGGCCAUCUAAAUAGACAUAUGAGGAUUCAUACAGGAGAGAAACCGUUUAGUUGCUCUGAGUGUGGUCAAAGAUUUGUCCGUAGGGACCAUCUAAAUACACACAUGAUGAUUCAUACAGGAGAGAAACCAUGUAGUUGCUCUGAGUGUGGUAAAAGAUUUCGCCAUAAGGGCGAUCUAAAUAGACAUAUUAAGAGUCAUACAGCAGAGAAACAGUUUAGUUGAUCUGAGUGUGGUAAAAGAUUUAAGAUUAAGUCCUAUUGUACUAGACAUGUGAGGAUUCAUAAAGUAGAGAAGUGAUUCAGUUGCAACCUUUGCAGCAAAAGAUUCAUUAGGAUUUAUCAGAAGAUAUUGAUAUCAUACAUACCUAAUAAUAAUAAUAAACUUUGCUGCAUAUUAGUGUACUGUUGACACAAAAGCAAAGAAAAAAAUAUUUUUGUCCAUUUUAAACCAAGGACAGGCAAAGUUAUUAUAGCAAAAAAAAAAUCAAAUUUAAGUUUCCCUUUUUCCUGUGAACCAAGAACAGGCAAAGUACUGAUACUAAAAAUAUAUUAAAUUUCAAGUAUCCAUUUGAAUAUUCUUGUUUUGUAUUCUUGUUAAUAAAAAGGACAGGGAAAGUAUCAGCAAUAAAAACAUCAUUGUAAAUAAUUGUAAUUAAAAAAGACAUUUGUCAGGCAACAGGAUAACAUUACGCUUUUAAACUCGUUAAAAAAAAGUUUAAACCAUUUUUUUGGUAAUGGAUUCUAGAAUCCUGCGCACAGGUAUAUACGUGUAUGUAGCAAGCUAGCUAACAGGCUAUCUUACCGAGGCGAAUCCGCAUCGUUUACGUUACGAUGUCAAACCUCCUCAAAUGCGCGUGUCCGCCGAGCGGACC